This is a messenger RNA of Pleuronectes platessa (European plaice), 1406 nucleotides long. RefSeq lists its product as uncharacterized. The coding region runs from base 114 to 1211 and encodes 365 amino acids. NCBI's taxonomy places the organism in Eukaryota, Metazoa, Chordata, Actinopteri, Pleuronectiformes, Pleuronectidae. The record is from RefSeq and is a predicted model, not a curated record. The transcript has 10 exons.
AUGUAAUGCAACUUCCUUAGAAUAGGAGGAAGACAGUUUUGGUAAACUAGGAAGUAGAAAGCCAGUCUUUCAUUGCACUGGGUUAGUGUUGUUCAGUCUCCUCAAUCUCUGCCAUGACUCUUCAUCUCAGUAUUCUUCUCAUCCUCACUGGACUCACAGGAGUUCACAACGAAGAAACCUCUGUCAGUAAAGUUCCGGUGAAGGCUAGAGGUUCUAUCACCAUCCCAUGUCUCUAUGACCCAAUCUACAGAAACAACGUCAAGUACUUGUGUCAGGGUUACACUUUUUUCAAUUGCGAUGAUGUUGUUAAAAAAACAAAAACCAAUAGUUCAGGAAACGUUUUGGUCUGUGAUCACAAAUCCCAGAGCAUCUUCACUGUAACUAUCAAAGAUCUAAAGGUCAUGGACAAACAUUUCUGGUGUAGUGUGAAGAUCAAAAAUGGAGCAGAUGAUGGAUCGUAUUUUCAACUGUCGGUCACCAGUGGUUUGCCUGGUCUUUAUGUGGAUCAUCAGGAAAUCGGUGGAUUCAUUGGAGAGAGUAUAACCAUCAGUUGUAACUACAGCACUGCUGGAGAAAUUAAGUGGUGCAAAUUGGGCAGGAGCUGUGUGACAGGGCAGUCGGGAGCAAUAGAUGGAACAAUAGUAACCAUAGACUCCGGGGGCCUCAAUGUUUUCCAUGUGUCUAUGAGCGGACUGUCAACAGGAAGCAUCGGCUGGUAUUUGUGCGUUAAAGGAGACUUGCAGAUGCCAGUGCAUGUCAAUGUUACUGAGAAACCCACCACUACCACUCUUGCAACAACCGGAUUGAGCACUGGAGGCCAAAAACAGCAAAGCCCUUCCAUAGACCUAAAGAGCCUCAUCAUCACUCUGAGUUUGUUGAUCGUCAUUGUGCUCGUGACCUCGUUCAUCUGGAUUAUGUUGAGAAAGCACAAGCAAAACAAGCCAGAAUCAUCAGCGAUCACAACGGCUGAAGCGGAUGCAACGUACUCCGAUGUCAAACCCCAAAUGAAAACUUCAGCGAAGUGUGAAGAGGAAGUACUGUACUCGACUGUUGGGUUCAAAUCAUCAGACCAGAGACUAUGUGCUGAAACUGACGUGGAUGUGUUGUACAGUUCUGUGGUUACCACUAAACACAAAAGAGUAAAACGGGCUAAAGCACAAGAUACAGAUGUUUCAUACAGCACGUUGGCUCUGACCGGCCAAAAUACUUGAACGGUUCUGUAUCUGUAAAUCAUUUAUUAAUGUUUUUUUUCCAGGAUAUACUGCAGCAAUUAGUUUUAAACGUGUAUUGCUUUGUAGUGCUGUAGAUUCUUUCUACUUUUUUCUACCAUUCGCUGACUAGAAAACAUCAAGAAGCAUUUGCCUGUUUGUUUGAUAAAUGUUAUAAAUAAAAUGUUUGCAUUUCCA